Messenger RNA from Trichomycterus rosablanca, 2356 nucleotides. It is a transcript of the gene tyw5, whose product is annotated as tRNA-yW synthesizing protein 5. NCBI's taxonomy places the organism in Eukaryota, Metazoa, Chordata, Actinopteri, Siluriformes, Trichomycteridae. Gene Ontology annotation, biological process: wybutosine biosynthetic process. The coding region runs from base 70 to 1020 and encodes 316 amino acids. Gene Ontology annotation, molecular function: 2-oxoglutarate-dependent dioxygenase activity; tRNA binding. The transcript is spliced from 8 exons. The record is from RefSeq and is a predicted model, not a curated record.
AGGCUGAACAGUGUGAAAGCAUUGAAGAACAAGCGAAAUAAGGAGCUAGUGGAAGAAUCGAUUUUUUGCAUGGACUGUCAGGAGAAAGUUCAAGUUUCAGUCUUCUCUGCAGUAGACAAGGAUCUUUUCUUGAACAAGAUCUAUCCUUUGAGGAAACCAGCAGUGCUGAAAGGAGUGCCUUUAGGUCCAUGCCUGGAAAAAUGGACAGUGGAUUACCUUGCUGCAAAAGGAGGUGCCCAGGAAGUCAAACUUCAUGUUUCUUCUGUUCCUCAGAUGGAUUUUUUGCAUAAGAAUUUUAUAUACAGGAAGUUACCGUUUGACAAGUUUGUCCAGAGGGCUGCAGCGGAAACAGACCACGAAGAAUUCUUCAUCAGUAAGGAUGAGAGUUACUACUUGCGAUCGCUUGGAGACGAUGCUCGUAAGGAGCCUGCUGACCUAAAAAAGCAGUUUCCUGUUCUGGCAGAUGACUUCCACAUCCCUGAGUUUUUUGAACCCGAGCAGUUCUUUUCCAGUGUUUUCCGCAUUAGCUCACCUGGUUUACAGCUAUGGACACACUAUGAUGUAAUGGACAAUUUGCUGGCUCAGGUGACGGGAAGAAAACGUGUUGUUCUCUACAGCCCCCAAGAUGCCUUGCACCUCUACAUGUCAGGUGACAAGUCUCAGGUGUUGGACGUGGAUUUUCCAGAUUUGAAGCAGUACCCAGAUUUUGUGAAGGCACGUCGUUAUGAGUGUAUUUUAGAACCAGGGGACCUGCUCUUCAUCCCAGCCCUUUGGUUUCACAACACACUGGCUCUUCGGUUUGGCGUCGGCGUCAACGUGUUCUGGCGCCACCUGCCCAUGGACAGCUACGAUAAGAAGGACCCGUAUGGUAACAAGGACCCUGUGGCAGCAGCACGGGCACUGCAGACUUUAGAGAGGGCGCUGAGUUUGCUGGAUGAGCUGCCAGCUGACUACAGGGAUUUCUAUGCCCGUCGAAUGGUGCUGCGUAUUGAAAGCCGGGCUUAUUCUGCUGAGAAAUGACACGAGAAAUAUUGACAUGUUGUUUACAGCAUGGUAACAGAGACUGGAACUGCAGACUGGGACAGUACAUCUCUAGGGGAAACCAGGGUAAUAUGUGAGUCAUCUUCAUGCAUAUUCAGCUGUAAAAUAGCUGUUGAUAUCUAUGGAUGAUGUGCCUUAGGAUUAUUACAAUUUUAGUUUUUGUUUGAGACCUGCAGUUAUGUUUAUAUCUGCAUCUGAUAACAACACUAAGAUUUGAAUUUGAGAGCUCAAGAUCUUAGCACUAGUGGGUUGGUCCCACUAUAAUAUUAAACAGCAUAUUUAAUUCUUUUCAAUAUUUUAGCAUAUGGAUGGCGUAGUUGUGUAGCAGGCUAUGUUGGGUUAGUAUUGUGAUAAACAGCAGUGGGUCAGGUGUAAUUCUUUCUCCAAUAAGAAUGCCCUACAAGUCUACUGCACACUGCCAAUUUAGAUUGGAUCAUAGACUUGUUUCAGCCCAGUAUCAUGUAAUUUCAUGCAAUAUAUGUCAGACAUUCGGAAAGUAUUUAUUUUAUUUAUUUAUUAGGAUUUUAACGUCAUGUUUUACACACUUUGGUUACAUCCAUGACAGAAACGGUAGUUACUCGUUACACGAGAUUCAUCAGCGUACAAGUAUAAUGUCAAACACAGUCAUGGACAAUUUUGAAUCUCCAAUUCAACUCACUAGCAUGUCUUUGGACUGUGGGAGGAAACCGGAGCUCCCGGAGGAAACCCACACAGACACUGGUAGAACAUGCAACUCCAUACAGAAAGGACCCGGAACAUUAAGAAAGUGUCUUAGCAUUAUUUAGGACCACUUCACUGUACUCUACAUUGUUUUGGUGGAUGAGAAUUUGAACCAUAUCUCCAACUCCCUCCCAGUGGAAUCGUGCUGCCAACACGUUUCACGUCCAAUAUGUGCAUAGUCUACAUUAAUGGAUUAAUAAAAACUGGUGCUCAUAAGUGUGUGAAACAUUUAAGCUUGUGCACUCUGCGACCAAACAUAUGUGCACAUCUGACCAUGAGCUCGUUGAACAUCUAAUUCAACAGUGAUGAGGAUUAAUGUGCAGUCAACCUUCCUCCUUGUUAACAGCCUCCACUCUUUUAGGAAAGGUUUUCUUAAAGACAUGUCCUGCACAUAACUUUUGUUCCAGGCUGGUUGCCACCUUUUCCAAUAGCUAUGUAGGCCUUUUCAUUCAAUUUCACAAGUGCUUUAUUACAGACACAUGCACAGACAGACCCAAUGUGGUGCUCAACCAUCUGCCCUUUUGUCUUCAGACUAGAUUAGCGCCUUUUUAAAUAUUGAAUCUGUUGACUCUUAAACAUCUGCAUAAAUAAAUAU